AUGGUCGUCGGAGGCGGCCGUUCCGUCCGUGUCUCUGUGGUUGGCGGGGGAUUUGGGUUGAUACCCGAAGCCCCGAGUAACCAGAGGCGCCCGGGCGGGCGGCGCGUAAAGGAGCCCCGUGGCGCCUCGGCCCGCUUCCCGCGUACCAGCUUCCAGCGUAGGAGCAGCGGCCUCUCCAGGGAGCGGGGAAGGGAUGCUCUGGGGCUGCCCGAGCCGGUGGGCGCUUUCUCGGGCGUAAAACCCCCGCUGUGGUCGGCGGGCCUCCUCCGAAGGUAAAUGGACAGCCGGAGCCCCCUGAGCGCGGCGGGACUUGCCUGUGAGGAGACCGGCUGCGGCGGGGCGGGGCAGCGGGUUUAUGGGCGCACCGCUCCGUCGAAGCGUCCGGGGUUUGGGGGGGUGGCGGCGAGUAAGACCAGGCAUCUUGGGGCGUAAGUAGCGCAGCCUGGCGCUUUUCAAGCCGGAGGUGCGUAAAAUGCGCGUCUCACAACACAAGUACAGUGGUACCUCAGGUUACAGACGCUUCAGGUUACAGAUUCCACUAACCCAGAAAUAGUGCUUCAGGUUAAGCACUUUGCUUCAGGAUGAGAACAGAAAUUGUGCUCAGACGGCGCGGCGGCAGCAGGAGGCCCCAUUAGCUAAAGUGGUGCUUCAGGUUAAGAACAGUUUCAGGUUAAGUACGGACCGCCGAAACGAAUUAAGUACUUAACCCGAGGUACCACUGUAGCGCCGCUCCAUGGGAACAGGAGAGGAAUGGGCACUUGGAGUUUGGGAGGGUCCUCACAGGAGAUCCUGGGUGGUAUAUAAAACGCCUAGCGGAAACGAAUAUGUGUUUAAUGCAUUUUCUCUCUGUGUGUUUUAAAACACAACUCUGUAGAGCACAUGGUUUUUUCUACUUCCUCUCAGUUCUCAUAAAGCUCUGGUUGGGAUAGUGCAUGGACUUGGGUGGCUGUCAGGGGGAAAUUCAAGGAAUGUGCCUGGAAUGCUGUACACAAGGCCUCGGUUGAUGGCUGACUCCAAAAGCGAGGCUUGUCUGGGAGGAGGCUGCCUGGAGUCCCAUACAGCUGCUUGUCUCUGCUAGGUCUCUCCUUUAAGGAGGCCACAGAGGUGUGUGAGCUGGAUGACAACCAUUUGAGGUAGGUUACUAGAGUGAGAGUGGAUGAUUUACCCCAGGCUACUCAGUGAGCUUUAUAUAUGAAUGGGGAUUUGAACCUGAUCCUCUAGUCCUGGAAUAGGGUACCCUUUUCAAGUCAAGGAUGUGUUUCCUUGUGGGCAGCCUGAGGAUUGCAUGCCCCUGGUGGGUGGGGCAGGGACCAAAGUAGGUGGGGCAGGGUAUGCACCCUUGCCUUUGUACAAGCUAGGCAUGCAAAACUCUAAAGGUUUCUUACAUGCAGAACUCAGCACCCUCUGUUUGGACAAGCAAGAAGCAUUAUACUUUAUGGACCGAUUCUAGCCAGGCAAAAACACUCAAGGAAGAGCAGGGUCAGUGCGUGUUGUGGCCUUGAGAGACUUCCAAGGGCCAUUUGGAAAAGACUGGAGGGCUGCAUUCAACCCCUUGACCUAAGGUUUCUCAGCACUGCACCCAGCUGGCUGAACAAUCCUUUUACUCCAAAAGUCGCUCAUCUGCACUGUUGUGUUCUAUUAAGAACUAUGUGUUAAAACAGUUUACAUUGGAUGAUUAAUUUCAUUUUUUGUUGACAUUUGCAGAAAUACAUUUGAUACUUGAGCUUAACUUCUAUAAAGCGUAGUUACUUUUAUUAGUAAAUAUAAUUCCAACAUUUGAUACUUUACAGAAUACAUUCUAGAAUAGGGACAACGCCCAAUCAUUGAUUUACUUACACUUAGCAGCUGUGGCCUUUUCUCCCUCCUUUCCCCCUUCCCUCUUUCCUCUAUUAGUUGCUUUCAUUUUCACUUCAAAAGAUCACCAUUACAUUACCAGUGUUAAUUUGUUAGGACAAGUGUUAUAGACAAACAACACUGGUAAGCAUGUUGUCCCCCUAUGACUACACAGCAUGUGAGAAUUACUUAGACAAGAAUACAGAGGCAUAUGCAUUAAUUCUCACAAUGCUUCCGUUCCUUCCUCAUCAACAUUGAAUACAACAGAGCAAAGCCUCAGUUUUCCCUUCCAGUCAGUGAAAAGCACCAUGGGGAGACAGGGAGAGUUAUUCCUAUAUCUCACUUCCUCCUGCAAGUUCCUUUUAGGGGCCAAAUCAUACUUCGUUUUAAUCAUGCUUUUUAAAAAGUGCACCUAAUGUUGCUGUUUCUUUAUUUUGAAGAAUAAAAAGAAGCCUUGGGUUUUGGGGCAAUAUGAAUUGAGCUCACAACAGAGCCUGUCACACUGGUUUCCCACAAAAAAACCCUUCUCACCCCCCCUCCUGCUGCUUUUUGCUCUCAAAGAUGCUGAGCCAGUUUGACACAACUGAAGUGUGCUUUGCUUUGACAGAAGGAUUGUGCAGUUUGAAUUGUGCUCCUCUACCUGAAAACUAUCUGGAGCAAAGUCCUGGCCAUUUUCUUUAGUAACCCCAGUCUUUGAAGUUGGCAGCAGGGCCAAAAGUGGGCAGUGGCUACAAGGUGAAGUUGCAAGCAGUGAAAAUGAAAGGAAGAGAGGGCUCUUUAGGGUUGCUGCUACUAACCUUGCCUUAUAGCCCCACCGUAUGCAUCAUUAUGUGGCAGCACCAGGGAAUGCACCAGGAUUAGGAUCGCAGCUGUUGUACAUCAAAUGAGUGCUGACAGUGCCUCAACAGACAGGAGACGGAAGUUCAGAGCUUGCUAUUUAAUUUGCUGCCUCUCCCAUCCCAGCAUGGGUCUUUUUAUUGCUCCCAUUUAUUGCUGAAACUUAAUGAGUGUUUGUGCAUAGGAGUUGCUGCACCUCUUUUAAUUGAACCAACUUCUAAUUAAUUUUCUGGAUGCAAUCAUCACCUGAGGAAAUAAUUUGUCUCGAUAUGUGUGGCUGACUUUUUCUUUGGUUUUGCUAAUAGAAACUGCCUUGCUCUCUGGCAUCUGCAAGGUACACUACUUUUUCUCACCAGGGCAGCAGUUCCAAAAGAUAGUGCAAGAUUCCCAGAAUGAAUUGGAUCCUUGGCUUUCAAACUCCCAGGAGCAGGAUAUUUAUAUACUCAGAAAGUUGCUUUAUCACAUUUGAAGUUAAUAUUAGUAAUUGCUCUAAGUGUUGGAGCCAAACCAGAAAAAUUUAAUGAUGCCCGAAGCUGCACAUAAAUGAAUAGAAUAUGCUUGGAUUACAACUAAUCAGCCUCAUUGAUUUCAAUGGAGCAAGAACAGAUUACUUUUCCUAAAUUAAGAUCACUGUUUAAGCACCUACCAGCUGGAAGCUGUAGGAGGACAAAGGGAGAUUACAUUGUCCGCUUGACACCUAUCAUCCAGAAUCUGUUGUCUUAUCUGGCAUAAGGAAUUUCAGUAAUUAUACCUAGUGUACAAGACAGCAGAAAACGUGUUUCUUUUCCUUUAUAGACUGGCAAACAGAUAAUAAAACUAGAGUUUAUUACUACUUGUCAGAGGACAUCUGAAAUUCUAGAUUUCCUAAGCACGAAGGGGGAGGAAACGUUUCCUAGGAUAUAUCAUAAGUUUAGAUUGAAACGAGAAUGACUUUUAAUUGUUAAAUGGCUAUAAAGUGAUUUUGGGGGGGGGUGAAGAACCAAAUUAAACAAGACAGAUGCUAGUAAUGCAGCUGCAUUGUGGUGCUCAGAUCACAUAUAAACUCAAGUGUUAACCUGGUUAAAGUCUGGUUGAAAUUCUGCUCCUAUGCAUUCACUUGAAUCCUCAGGUUUCAUUUCCAGAUCAGAUUAUACAAACUGUUACAAACAUGUUGGACUUGCUGGACAACUUGCUUCUUACAUAACUGUUGAAUUUGGUAGCACUUUGGCUGCUAAAACUCCUUAGCAGGGUUUGUAACAUGUAAGUGAAGAAGCAAAGUGCAGGGUAAGGAGGGUGGGAAGCUGCUAUUCCUAUGCUGGGGUGGCAUCAGUUGAGCUCAGAGUAGACCUAUUGAAAUUAAUGGACCUUAGUCAUGUUGAUUAAUUUCAUUGUGUCUACUACGUAAAAUUUAGUUGAUUCCCACUCUGGUCUUUAUAUGUUGUUUACCCUUUUCAUGUUGUUUAUAGACCAGAAACGUAGGAAGCUGACCUUAUUCUGAGUCAGACCACUGGUUCAUUGAGUUCUGUAUUGUCCACUCCCUGACUAGCAGCUGCUCUCCAUGGUUUAAGGCAGGGAACCUUCUUACCCCUUCUUGAAGACACCGGGGAUUGUACUUUGGGCCAUCUGCAUUCAAAGCACAUGUCUGACUACUGUUAUAGAAAAAUCAGCUCUUCUCCAAACUGAUUUUAUUUAUUAUUAACCCAGGAGCUAUUCUGUGUGGGUGGCAUAUAUGGUACAUUUAACUCACAAAGAAAUUGAUGAUAUAUCUUGAAGCUGGGACAGCUCACUUGGUAGAGCAUGAGACUCCUACCCUCAGGGUUGUGGGUUCAAGCCUCACAUUGGGCAAAAUGCCCUCAGGGUCAUGAACAUUGGGCAAAAGAUUCCUGCAUUGCAGGGGGUUGGGCUAGAUGACCCUCGUGACCAGCUCUACAAUUCUUUGAUCUAUGACUUCCUACAAAGGCAGAGAAACUUGCAGGACAGAAAUAAAUCUGGGCUUGUAUGUUUUGGCAACUGAUGUUGUCAGGCCACUUUUGCACAGGCAUCUGUGAGUGUUUCCCUGCUCCAGCUCUCCAGAAUUUCCCUGAUGUGGCUUCUUUUCACAUCUUGCUAGAAAGAAAAGAAGAGUGGUGGGAGGAAUUAAAUGUCUCGGAAGGGGUGAGGGAGUGGCUUUCUAACAGGGGAAGGCUGAAACUGUUGACUUUUCUUUCAGUGGCUCCUGCAGUUUUGAGCAGACUCCUCCUGAAUCCCUGAGAGGCAACAGAGGUUCCUUUAUGGUGUGGGGUUUCAGGUCUGAAAAGUGCCCUGCCACUUGGCACUGGAGCCCUGGUAGUUGCGAUAAGGACAAAACAGCUUCACCGCAGCAGGAAGAGGAGCAGCGGUGGCAGGAUCAAGUAAGUCUAAGGGGCUUGCUUUCUCUUGGCUCAAACAGCAGGAAGGAAACGGGAGCGAGUGGAUGAGUUGCAUCUUUGACUCGAGUCUCUGUUGCAGGCUGAAUGGACCAGGCUGAAUGGGAGCCUGAUCACGUUUACUCCAGUGGAAGGAUUUUCAGCGUAGAGAGCAAGAAGGACAGCUGAAGCCAUAUUAGAAAUGAUGAAAGUCGGGAAAGGGGUGAAUUUAAAAGCAUUAAUUGAACUCAGGUCUUAGUUCUUUCAGUUUCAGGUUAUCUCUUGUCGGUAUUUUCAGCUCACCUUGCCUUCAGGGGGUUUUUUUUAGGUAGCAGUGUAUCUGCCUGCAAGUGUAAGAAAUGCAAAUGUGUGUGCUAGUGUGUGCUUUCCAGCCUUUUCUGAUGUUCUUUUAAAAUUUCCUUUGGGAGCAUAGGAAGCUGCUUUAUACUAAGUCAGACUCUUAGUCCAUCUAGCUCCCUAUUGAACUGACUGGCAGCUUCUCUCCAGUCCUACCUGGAGAUUAAACCUAAGACCUUCUGCAUGCAAAGUAAAUGCUCUCUUAUAAUUAUUACAUCAUCUUUUCCCCUUACAGGGACUUAAGGCGGCUUACAGUUUAAAAUAAGAACAUCUGAAAGUAGGGUGGGGUGGGGGUGGAAUAAUUGAAAAACCACAUACAGAUAAUUGCAAUAAAAACAGCAUGGCCCAGUCAGUACAGUCAUACUUCAUGUUGCGUCCACUUCAGGUUACGUGUUUUCGUGUUGUGUCCCACGGCAAGCCGGAAGUACCGGAACGGGUUACUUCCGGGUUUUCCGCAUGCACAGAAGCGCUAAAUCGCACCGUGCGCAGAUGUGGCACUUCAUGCUUGUGUCAGUUCUGUGUUACGGACGGGCCUCUGGAACGGAUCCCGUCCAUAACAUGAGGUUCCACUGUGUCUUAUUUCGUGCUUGCACACAUGUCUUUCUGUAGGGGAUAUCCUAAUACAGAAGCGGGGAACCCAAGGCUUGGGUGCUUCUUUGUCUGGCCCUUGGGACUUUGCCCAGGCUGCACCUUCACUGGCCCUGCCCUGCUCUCUCCUUGAGUGCCUGGGUGGAUGUGUGUGUGCACGUAGAAAGCUCUGAAUUUUUCUUUUGCUGGAAUUUAGCCUUCUGUACAAAUCUGAGAGUCACAUCUGUUGCCUCAUCCCCUUUUUUGCCACCCAGCUCUGACAUAUGGCAUCCAGAAGGUUGCCUGCAAGAGUAUGCAGCCCCUGGACUGAAAAACUGUUCCCCUCUCCCGCUUUAUACAUUUAUUUAUACAGUGUCUUUGUGUCUGUGGUUUUCAAAUGCUUAAAAUUGGCCAUUAGUUACCGGGGAGAAAAAACACAGGCCAUUUUCAUUCAAUGGCGUAUGUCCACACCAAGCCAAUACAGAACUAAGACUUAAGCUUUAAGGUAUUUUAGGGUAAGAUAAGGUUAAAUAAACUAAGGUAAUUUGAAUAACAGAAUAUGGGGAAAGAUGGAAAGGAUUUGUUGAGCUAAUUAUUAGGUUAAAUUGUUAAGAUAAAUUUUGUAACAAAAAUUGAGAAAGAGGGAAAGAAUUUGCUGAAAUAACUAAUUGAACUAGAAUGCAAGAAGGGAGGUGUGAGGAGGUCAAUGAAACAAGCAAAUGGAAGUUAUAGAUAUGUAAUUUGGGAUUUGUGGGGUUUUUUUGUCUUCCUUUUUUCUUUUUAUCUUUUUUAUCUUUUUUAUCUUUUAUCUGUUGUAUUGGUUUCUGCGUUUUUCCCCCCUUUUUAUGUAUUAUUGUGUUGCUUUUUAUUUUUUCUUUAUUUUCUAUAAUUUUGAAACUACUAAUAAAUAUUAUUUUUUUAAAAAAAACAAUACAGAACCUUGCAGUCUCCUAUUUGCAGCCAUUUCUCAAUACAAAAAGACGCCAUUGCUAUAUAUAAUUGUGAAUAAAUAAAUGAGCAUUACUGCCAAAGCUGCAGUCCAUAGUUAAUACUGAAAAACAACGAAACACCGCCAGAUAAUAUAUCCUAUACUUGCAUUGUAGCUACACCAUGUCCUGAGGUCUCACGAUCACAGUGCCUUUUCGCCAUAUUGCUUAUUUUGAAUGUGUAUUAACAUUAUUAUAUAUUAUCUGCCUUUCACCCUAAGGUAUCAUGGUGGGUUACAACAGUUUAAAAAUACAUUAAAAAUGGUUAAACGAAAACAUACAAUUACAAAAAAAAAUUACAAAACAUAGUGAACCCCGAAACUACACAUCUCAUGAUUUGGUGGUAUGGGAAAAAGCCCUUUUUGUCAUCUUUCCUUGUAUAUUCCACUUGCUUAGUUAGUUGCAGGUUUGUUGCAAAGCAUUAUUUGCUUAGAGGGCAGGUGCAAAUUAUAGUUUGCUGGUUUUAGAGCGUGCCACAAACUAGUAACUUUAACAAGUGGAAACAAGAUACUGCAUGUGAGAAACUGUCCAUGCAAUGGCUUAAUUCUUGUGCUUUUUUUAUUUUUCUAUCCCUGUUGCAUAUUUAAUCACUUUCUACAACUUUUUAAAAAUUUCUGCUUAGUUGAUAUUGCACUUUUUAACCCCAAUGUAUUUAUCCCCCUAUUUUUCCUGCAUCAGUUGUUUGGCACAUAGCAUUGCAAAGAUGCAUUCCUCAAAAUCGCGUACCUUGCCUAUCUACCAGCCAUCAGAUCAUAUAUUCAGAGUGCAUGCUUCAGCCUCCCUACUUCCUUUUUGCAUAGCUGUUUGCUGAGCUGAGACUGAAAUGCCAUGCUUGAACUUGCAGAUUGAUCAAUGUGUGUGUGUGUGUGUGUGUGUGUGUGUGUGUGUGUGUUUGUGUUUAGCAUUUAAUGCGCUUAUCUUUUACCCAUCUGUAUUGCAUUUCUCCUACUGUUGUGUUAAUUAUGUACUUGCAGGGGAAGGAACCAUUGGUGACUUGCACUAUUCUAAUGCUACAUUGUCAUCUUAGGAUGAUAUGGCUGAUAAGGAGAAGCCGGGGGGAUUUUUUAAGGCUGCUUUCAAAUGUAUAUGAAAAUAGGAGUCCACAUGUGUUUUGGUUCCAUGGGAUGAGUCUUUACCUUCCUUUUCCUACGUAUGAUUGUUUAAACGUGCAAUCAUAUUGUGCCCAAUUUUUCUAUUUAGGCUUAAAAACUACUCCAGGGAGAUGUGAGGGAGUUUUGUGCCGCAGGUGUCCAGCCAAUAAGCACUCUUUCAUCUUUUCUUUUUCAAGCUGAGAUAACUUGUUCCCCCUGGGCUGGGUCCCCAGCAAGAAAACUGUCCACCUGACAAGUAGUUAUUUAAAAUCAUCAUGUGCCACCUUUCACCAAAAUGAUUACAAGUUGGUUUACCUGCUACUUCCUCCCCCCAACAAAAAAAAGUUGCCCACCACAGGAGUAUAUCGCCUGUUUUUAUGUACUACAACUCCCGUCAUCCCUGAACAUUAGCUGUGAUGGAACCGAUAGACCAAAAUAUCUGGAGGGCACCAAGAUGGGGAAGACUGCUUUAAACUCUACCUGACCCAGAGUGCUUUUUUUGAAUCACACAAGAAAAGGGGAGUUCAUACAUUUCUUGAACAGCUUGUAACUUGUGACCACUUCAGGCAAAAAGAUGCCUGCAUUGGAGGAGGUUGAAUUAGAUGACGCUUGUGGUCCCUUCCAACUCUGCAAUUCUAUGCUUCCAGGUUCUUAGGUAAUUCAUAUGUUUCUUGAACAGCGUUUAUACUAAUUGGUUGCUAUAACAUCUGUUCUCAACUAAAUAGACUCUGUACUCACUGGGGACAUAAUCCAAAACUUCCAGUCAUGCAGCCCACAUGCCCUCUUGCCCCACAGAAUAUAGGAACACAGGAAGCUUCCUUAUACCAGGUGACUCUCCACCUACCCCAGUUGUCUAUCUAGCAGCAGUCCAGGCUGUUAGGUAGAGGGGUCUUUCCUACUCUAUUCAUCCUCUCUUGCCAGGGAUCUUCAGCAUGCAAAAAUACGCUCUGUUACUGAGCUAUGGUUUCUUCACAACUGCUUCCCUAACACUUGGGAAAUUAAGAUUUUAUCUAUGUAUGACAGAGUUUCGGAGCUUGUUUUGUUACAGAGGGAGGAAGAAAACCCCACUUUCCCACGGCCUGUGUAUUUUGGUCUCACAGCCUUUGCACAGCGCUUCUGUUUAAAGGUUGGAGGGGUGAUGGCAUAGAAUGACCUUUUCGUCUCUCUCUGAACAGGUCGACUCUUGUAAUGCCUGCCUUCCGCUUAUUGUUCAGCUAGAAAGACAUGAGUUCAAAAGUCAGAGGAGACUUGUCAGAAUGCGGCGUCCCAGGACUCCUUGUUUCGUCUUGACUUUCCUGCUCUCCUCGAAGUGCACUGUGACAAGGAGACGUCAAGGACAGUGUCGAGGGAGCAGCGUAUAA
Podarcis lilfordi (Lilford's wall lizard) is the source of this 9395-nucleotide messenger RNA. The record is from the annotation of a GenBank genome assembly. Lineage: Eukaryota; Metazoa; Chordata; Lepidosauria; Squamata; Lacertidae.